AUGCUAUCAUCUUUUGCUUAUGUCGGUACAAUGAUUCUUCUAUCAUCAAUCUUCAUUUCAACUGCACUUGAUGUUAAACAAAGACCAUCAGUUGGAGUUAUUCGUUGGGAUGCUUGGAAUCAAGUCCAUGGUCAAUAUGAUGAAAUUUCAUAUUACGUACAUCGAGAGUUAAGUCCAGCAGAGUUUCAUUAUCGUAUUCCAUUUUAUGUAUCUGUUAUUUCACCAAACAAUAUUUCAUUUAAUGCAGAUCAACAAAGUAUAAUGGAUCAAGAAAUUCUUUAUGCAAAACAUGCAGGUAUUGAUUAUUGGGCAUUUGAUACAUACUGUACAUUUGGACCUACUUGUGCCACAAAUAAUUCAUAUUGCCAACAAUAUUAUAUACAAACAUCCCAUCUCUAUUGUCCAGAAAAUCCAGCUUAUGGAUUAAAUUUAUUUCUUUCCAGUUCAUACAAAUCUUUGUUGAACUUUACUUUAGUUCUACUUGGUUCAUCUCCUUGUGAUGUUAUUUUUCAACAACAAUACAUUAAUCUCAUGAAACAUCCACAAUUUCAAACUGUUAAAGGAGGUCGACCACUUCUUUAUUUAUUCCAAUUUGAUGAUGCAGAAGCAGAGAAGUGUGCUGGAGGAUGGACAGAAAGUGGACAAGUUUUUCAACAGUUUAGACAAUUGGUUAUCAGUCAAGGACUUCAAACUCCCUAUCUCGUUUUGAUGGAUUUCAAUGUUCAAAGAGUACAAUCACAUGCUUUAUCACUUGGAUUUGAUGCUAUUUCAACAUAUGCACUACCUGGUGGAAUCAAAGAAGGAACUCCAUUUGUCGAAUUACUUCAUUCAGCUCAACGAUGGUGGCAAUCUGCACAUCAGAUCGGAGCAAAGAUGGUUCCAAUAACUCCCACUGGUUGGGAUCCUCGACCACGUGCUGCACAACCUGAUCCAUGGGUCGAUGAAGGUCCGGAACAUUAUCUUCAACCAACUGUCGAAGAAUUGCAACAACUGAUUCAAAGUGCAAUUAAUUUCACAUGUCAAUACAAUGAAACAGUUGAUGCACAAACAAUCAUCAUCUAUGCAUGGAAUGAAUGUACUGAAACAGCUGCAUCACUUGUGCCAACGCUUGGAAAUGGCACAUUGUAUGUCGACACAAUGUCCAAGAUUCUUCCAAUGUAUUGUUGAACUAUUCUUUUAUUGAUAUAUGUCAGAGAAUCAAACACUUUUUUUAGAUUUAAUCAAUUAAAUAAUAGCUGUUCAAUGAUAUAGAUUCUGUAUUGAAUAAAUUCUAAUCACAAAUAAAUGUCUGAAAACGUGAUUCAUGAUUUCAUAUCUGACAGAAUGAGCCUAUAUUUUAUUUUUAUUACUGUAAAACAAAAAGAAAAGAUAGAAUAAUAAG
Molecule: messenger RNA, 1381 nt
Organism: Rotaria sp. Silwood1
Lineage: Eukaryota; Metazoa; Rotifera; Eurotatoria; Philodinida; Philodinidae
Source: the annotation of a GenBank genome assembly